Messenger RNA from Didymosphaeria variabile, 1632 nucleotides. RefSeq lists its product as uncharacterized. Gene Ontology annotation, biological process: positive regulation of transcription by RNA polymerase II. The transcript has 3 exons. The record is from RefSeq and is a predicted model, not a curated record. NCBI's taxonomy places the organism in Eukaryota, Fungi, Ascomycota, Dothideomycetes, Pleosporales, Didymosphaeriaceae. Gene Ontology annotation, cellular component: nucleus. Gene Ontology annotation, molecular function: DNA-binding transcription factor activity; transcription cis-regulatory region binding. Bases 1 to 1632 code for a protein of 543 amino acids.
AUGGUGGCCGUAAAAGACGAAAACAUCAUGUCUCUCCUCCUAGCAUACUCGGCCUCCCACCGCGCCCGCGUCCUCUGCCACGAUGAACCAGCAAACCGCAUCGCCAUGUGGGUCACCGACGUCUUCCCCAAGCUCCGCCAAUCGCUCGCCAACCCCUCGACCAUCACAAACGAAACCCUCGCCCCCGCCAUCAUGAUGGCCUCCCUCGAAAUCAUCUCCCCAAACACCUUCGAAGUCCCCAUCGCCUGGCAAGACCACCUCGCCAUGGCCCGCCAGAUGAUCAUCGCCCGCGGCGGCCCCAAAACAAUGGACAAGUCCGACCACGCGGCUUACUUCCUCUCCCGCUGGUUCGCCUACCUGGACGUCAUUGGAUCGCUCUCAGGUAAUAAAAACGACCAACCGCUAGGAAGCUGGUACUGGAACUCCGCCAACGAGUCCGCAGACUCAGACUUCCAGAUAGACUGCCUCUACGGCUUUACAAACCGGUGCGUCGGGCUCCUCGCCGGCAUCGCCGAGCUCGCAAAGGAAGUCCAGCCCCUGCGCAUCGCCUGCGACGGAACCAUCAACGCGUCCUUCCGGCCCAACGCCUCCGUCGCCGCCCGCGCAGAGCGCAUAAGAAAAGACCUCUGGAAAGGCCUAACCAGCACCGUCGCCCCCACCCACUCAUCCUGCACCCACCGCACCCCACUCCUCCUCCUCCUCCUCCUCCUCCCCUCCUCUUCAGAAAUCCCCUCCGCAACCUCAGAAAUCGACGCCACAAACGAAAUGUUCCACUGGGCUGGCCUCAUCCACUUAUACCGCCGCGUAAACAACUACCCCUCCACCCACCCCGCCGUCCAGCAAUCCGUCUCCCAAAUCAUAGACCUCCUGAAGAAAGUGCGGAGAGGCAUACAAGGCGCUCAUGGACGCGCGGUGCGCGCAGCCUGGACAACAGAGCUGAAUAACGAUCUCCUCUACCUCGCCACCAUCAUCAAACAAUCACAGAAACUGCGCAUCCUACGCAUCCAAGCCACCAGUGAACUGCAUCCGCUACUUCGUCUUCUAGAACGCCGCGACUACCUUUUCCUAUCCACAAUACACGCCUUCUUAUCAGCCAGCAACCUAACUAGUCUAGAGCCAGAUCUAUGCGGUACUCGACUCAUACCGCAUCAAAGCCAAGAGCACGGCGAAGGAUUCCACGUCUGCACGAGUAUCGCCGCGCUUCUUACUACGCUACGACGCUUGCGACUGCGCAUGCGCAGUAUCUGUGCCGAUGUUCUAAAACCCCGACAAGAUAGCACCAAUCUACGUUUGAACGAGAUGCUCAUCAACCUCAGUCUAUCCAACGAGUCACCCCAAAUCACCUCGGCCGCGCACGCCACAUGUUGCGGUUCCUCCACAAGGGGGUUCCUUCAACUGAAAGCAGAUAUGGAGAAGCAGGCGCAAGUUCUCGUGGCACAGAUGGCGGCCCCAAAAACAGUGAGGAUAUUGACGCAUGCGCUUCCGAGUAUUGAAAUGCGGGCGUUCGAUGUCUUGACGGGCAGAAACGUCACAUUGAGUGAGGGUGCGUCGUGGGAUGACGACGGCGAGGCUAUCGAGGACCAAGUGUCGGCCGAGGAGUCCGAGAUUUCGGACCUUUCCUCAGACGACUGA